UCGUCGGAUGCAACGGAUGGUCAUAAAUAGAAAUUUUUUAAUUUCUGCAUAGUGAUUUUUCUACUGUAUCAAAUGCUAAGUCAGUUUCUCAGGCCAGAGAGUAAAUAGCAAUGCAUACUUCAAGGCCUCAUCCUAAUACCAAAGUUGUUCUGCUUUGACCCAACAGUACAUUUAACGUGGAAUGAUCCCUCCCAGUCCGGAUGCAGUUAUAGUGGUAUAAAGGUGCCUUAACAGUGUAGCUUAUUUCCACAUAAGAAGAGGAAUAAGGUACACCAUCAUGACACAUGCUAGAUGUUGUGCUGGUAAACUAUGGCAGUAGAAAAUCAUACCCCUAAGCAAAAUAGUUAUACCAGAACAAUACAUGUGUAUAGAUCAGGCCAAGGGGCUUUAGGAAACAGGGCGAGAAAAAUAAGAUGGCAACUGUUUCAGUUGGGAAUUUCUGUUCCCAAGGAAUUACUGGUUUCAAACCUAUUAACAAAAUAGCUUCGGGGUUUAAAAACCAUUUCAGACAGUUGUUAGAUUACAAACUAUAGGCCUGAUUUUCUUCAGAAGUUCUGAGCACCCACAGAGACUAUGAAGUCAACUGAAGCAGUGAGUGCUCAGCACCUUUGUAUAUCAGACCCUUAGAGAAAUUUUUGCAAUUUCCUGAAUUACAACUAGGUGAGAAGGAUUGCUUUUUUAUAUUAUUAGCAGCUAGACUCUGUAUUGUGCAGUACUGGAAAAAUCUGACCCCUUCCUCCUAUAGAGCUGUAGUACAGUAAAAUAUGGACUGUCCUUGUAACGAAGAACCCUGGUGUAGGUAGUGUCUACAUUGAAGCGCCACAGCAGUACAUCUGCAGCUGUGCCUCUGUAAUGGUUUAAGUGUAGACAUGCCCUAGACCUCUUUUAGGCCUGCUAGAUACAAGGAUAGUCUCUCACAUUUCAACAAAACUGUAAAAGAGACAAUAACCUCUGUAUUUCUGGGUAAAGAAACACACAAAUUCAGGAAACUUUCAAACAUUGGAGAUCAUUAUGGUUCACUGUUUGCUAUUCUUUCCCCAUGGCACACUUCACUUAAACGGAGGUUUGUUGCAUAGGUAGAUUACAAGUCUCUGUUACCUUGAUUGUUUCUCUGUUUUUUAGUGAUUGUCCUAGUUGCUAUUCGAUGUCAGCAAAGUUUUUUAAAACGAUUGUUUGUUUGGUGGCGAUAGUGGUUUUGACAUAUAAACUCGAUUAUAUGGGGAAAAAAUAUGAAUCUAAAGUAAAUGUUAUAAAGAUGUACACAGAUCAGAUUUCUAUUUCUUGUUUAUUCUGACUUGUAUAUGGUUUGUGCUAUACUGAAAAUCAAAAUACUAUAUAUUACUAAUAUUAUAGUAGCACCUGGAAUACCUAACCUAGAUUGAGGACCUGUUGUGCCAGGUACUGUAUGUACACAUAGGUAAGAUACUAGUCAUGCCGUGAUCUCUUCAGGCCAGGGACAGACAAGUCAGCCAAAGGAUGGGAGAAAGAAAGUAGUAUUAACAUAAUUUUUCUGUGCCUCAGUUUCCCAUCUUUAAAAUGAAGUGCCUUGCCCAGGUUAUCAGUGGAAGUCUUUAGCAGAGCCUGAAACGGAACCUACACCUCAUGAGUCCUGGUCCAUUGCCUUAAUAACAACACCUAGCUCUUAGUGAUCAUUACCAGUAGGUCUCAAAGGGCUUUACAAAGGAAAUCAAUAUCAUUAUCCCCCAUUUUAUAGCUGGGGGAAACUGAGGCACAGAGAAAGGGAAUUGAUUUGCCCAACACCAGCCAUCAGACCACUAGCAUAGCUGGAACUAGAGCCCUGUGUUCGUGAGUCCCAGUCCGGUGUGCUACCACUAGGCCACACACCCCCUCCCUUAGCUACCCGCCCAUCCUUCCUUGUAAUCUUUUGAACAAUAACAAGGUUUAUUUUAGAAAUGAGAUGAAAGUUCCAUGAAAACUUUGUAUUCUUUGAAUUAACUCCAAAAACAUCUUUAGAGACUACCUGUUCUGCUUGAGUUUUUUUCUCCAUUAAAACAUAACUUAUUACUAUAAUUGAGGAAACCAGCGUCUCACAGUGCCUGAAAUUUUUCUAAAUAUUUGUGUAACAAAUUAAGUGUGUGAACAAAACAAAAAAGAAUCAUUCAAAUUAUACUUAUCAAGCCUCCACUUUGGUAUGCAGGUGUGUUAUCAAAUAACAUACUCUAUAAAUGAGACUUUUGAGGACUUUUUUUUCAUUCUACUUCAGAGAAGACGGCUGGCCUGAACAAUGCUGUCACUCCAGUCACUUCACGUACUUGCAGCAGGGUUUUUUUUUCUGGUGACGUGUCAUGCUGAGGAGAAGUGUGCAGGAAUUCCUGGAAUCCCUGGCACCCCAGGAGCCAAUGGAUUGCCUGGAAGAGAUGGAAGAGAUGGUAUGAAAGGAAACCCAGGCCCACCAGGUCCUCAGGGGCCACCCAGUGGCAUGCCAGGUCUUCCUGGAAGAGAUGGGCUUCCUGGGGUGAAAGGACCCCAGGGUGAAAAAGGCAACAAGGGUGAGAGAGGAGAGCCUGGACCACCAGGCCUGCCUGCUUCUAUUGAUCCUGAAAUGCAAGAAAGCCUCCAGGUUUUAAUGCAUCGAAUUACCAGACUGGAAGGAGUCCUUACUUUGGAAGGAAAAAUAACAGAAGUGGGGGAAAAAAUUCUCGCUACCAAUGGGAAAGAAGUCAAUUUUGAAACCACAUUAAAAGCAUGUGAACAUGCUGGUGGCUCCAUCGCCACCCCCAAGAACCAGGAGGAAAACGAUGCUAUUUUGGAUAUUGUGAAACAGUUUAACAAAUAUGCUUAUCUGGGUAUAAGGGAGAGUGAUGUUCCAGGUGAAUUCCAGUAUCUGGAUGGGAAACCUCUGAAUUAUACCAACUGGCGUGCUCGUGAGCCAAAUGGCAAAGGAGGGGAAAACUGUGUGGAGAUGUACACUGAUGGAGGCUGGAAUGACAAAAAAUGCAACCAGUACCGCCUCACUAUCUGUGAAUUUUAAAGCAUUUCCUCUCAGUUAUUUCAUAGUGCAGAGUUCAUGCACUAUUCUGUGUCUCAGACAUAAACAGGAGCCUCUCAGCAAUAUAGCUAAUGUCCUCUGUGAUUAUUUUAUCUGAGAGAAACAAAAUCAUGAUGUAAUAUUUUCCUUCCUCAUGCUUACCAAGGAAAUAGUAACUACCGAAGGUGAUUGAUUUGUAACUAGGACUAUCCCUAAUUUGAGAGGGGGUUAAUUAUAGUAACCAAACUCUGCCUUGUCUCACUGUGGCUGAUUAAGCUCCAGGUAAGGAUUUCAGGGUUUGGCUUAGUGUGUUUGAGGAGUCCCAUGCUAAGAUAACUUUGUACAUUCCAUUGUAGUUACAUGCCUAGAUAAUGCAGCAUAUACUAUGCAACAACAUUAGAGGAACAGGUCUCAAUCCUGGAAGGAAAUUCACACAGGUAUACUUCAGUGGAGAAAUACAUGGUGGAUCCCCCUAUAUGCAUCUCUUUGCAAGACUGAGGCCAUACUGUGUAAUAUGAAACCCUGCAAUAAAAUUCAACUCAGUUAUUAUAAAGGGAGACCACAACGAAAACCCUGGAAAUCAUAGAUCAUUUAGCUAUACUGCAAGCUGCUCAUUUUGUUUUUGUGUGUCAAAUACCAUGUUCCCCUAUAGCACUAUAGAAAUAGUCAUUUACAGUAUUUUACAGUUCUAUCAAGACUCUUCUAUAUCAUACGAACCAUUGGACAAACAAUAUCAUUCCAAUGUGUAAACUGAAUAGAUGUACAUCUGACCACCAUCAUCAGACCAGCAAAGGCAAGGUUUGAGAAGAGGGGGUAAGAAAAAAGCAGUAGGGGUUAAGAAAUUUCUCAAAUGCUUCCCCAUCCUGUGGAGCCAGAGUGGAGCAGCUGUUAACUGGGGUUCUUUCAACCCAAAGCUCUUGGUAACUUUUACUCUGUGCGAGGUGGUGUCAGGAAAUAAAUCGGGGAGACAUGGCCGUCCAAAUGAUAGAUGCCUGGCACAAACAGGACAACACAAGAGUGCUUUCACAAGGGUUGUCUCUUAAUAUGUGUAUGCACCGUGCGUCUCGGUACUACUGUAAUGCAAAAAUAGUAAUAAGAAAAAAUGAAGGACACUCUAGAUCUCAGAGGCCCGACUGGCUAUAUCUGAGAUGGACGAGGUUUCUUGUACUGUUCCUUUUUUAACCUCCCCAAAUGUGCAGUUUCUUGACUCCUAGAAUGCACUGAAACCAAUUUGGAUAAACAUCUGAAGUUUGGAAGCCUUUUCUAAUCUUUUUCAGGUUCAACUAUCAUUAAUACGAUUAUUACCUUCUCCUGGCCACUACAGGAGUGGCUGUUAU
Mauremys reevesii (Reeves's turtle) is the source of this 4326-nucleotide messenger RNA. Its product is annotated as pulmonary surfactant-associated protein A-like. Gene Ontology annotation, cellular component: rough endoplasmic reticulum; multivesicular body. The record is from RefSeq and is a predicted model, not a curated record. The transcript has 5 exons. The coding region runs from base 2246 to 2992 and encodes 248 amino acids. Lineage: Eukaryota; Metazoa; Chordata; Testudines; Geoemydidae.